AUGAGCUGCUUCACUAAAGGACUGGACAGCGCUAAGGUCCUGCUACUGGCUGGGACAGUCCCGGGGAACAGGGAGAUUCAGGUCCGGGGUCGGCUGACUCUUGGAUGGUUCCUGGAUAACAAGCAGUACAGAUCUACAGACUGUCACAGCACGCAAUCAGCUGUGACCCUACUGAGGCUAUCAGGCAGAGGGAAUCGUGACAACUGUGACUAUACUUCCUGUUUCCUGUCUAGGUACUGGGGUAGUGUGGUGCCAGAGAGCUGCAGACAGACUCACAUAGGAGAGGAGUGGAACUGCUUCUUCGGAUAUAAAGUCUACCCCACACUCAAGAGUCCAGUGUUUGUGGUCCAGUGGUUAUUUGAUGAGGCCCAGUUAACAGUAGAUAACAUCCACCUGACUGGUCAUCCGGUCCACGAGGGACAAUGGAGAUACAUACAGAAUCUGGGCAACGAGCUGAGGAACACACUCAAAGACGUCCCGGCCCUGUUUGCUCCAGCCUGCCUAUCCCAUGAGGUCAUCACCAGGAAUUACUGGAUGGCAUCCAAGUCAAAGGAACUCCCUCCCAGAGCCCUACAUGCGUGGGACCGUGGUCUCCACGACAACAACCUCCACCAAAGAUCCUCCAACAACAACACCCAUAGCAACAAUCCUAACCCACCCCAACAAGGCUCUGCCCCAGCUUCGCCUCCAAGGGGCUGUCCUCUGCGUCUGAUUGACAGCUGCCUGGCCUCACUGUAAUCCCACCUGUCCCACUAUACGGGAUCAGAUCACCGGACAGGAAAUGAGCGUGAUCCAGUUCCUGAAACACAUGGGUUUGAUGUUGCCAAGAUGGCCCAGCAACAGGGCAUGGACGCAGGGAAACUGCGGGGGAUGCUGAAUAACGGGAACUGAGCAGGGAGAGACUCACGCAGGUAGCUGAAAUGAAAACGCACACACACACUCUGACACAGCGGGCAUGGACCAAAGAACGCUUUGGUGGAGAUGAACGGAACUCAAUGCAACAAGAAUAGAACAGAACUGAACUCUAAGCGACAGGACUGAACAAAACUGAGCGAACCCCAAAAGCAACAGAACUGAACAGAAAAGUUACUGUGCUAAACUGAACUGGACUCAAUGGAUCUGAAUUCAGAACUUUGACUUGGUGCAACUCAAAAAACCUCAACUCUGAACGCAGCUUAAUAGUGUCUGCAACGGGACAGAACUUGACUAACUCACUGAAUAAUACCUCAUUUUUAGUUAUUAGAACACAACAACGGAACUGCUAAGUUUGAGUUCAAACAACUGAACAAGGCUUUACUCAACAAGGCAGAACUCAACUCAGCCAACUGAACAAGAACUAAACUGAAAUAAUUUAUCAGGCGCGA
Molecule: messenger RNA, 1364 nt
Organism: Salvelinus sp. IW2-2015
Lineage: Eukaryota; Metazoa; Chordata; Actinopteri; Salmoniformes; Salmonidae
Source: RefSeq, a predicted model, not a curated record